Messenger RNA from Phalacrocorax carbo (great cormorant), 1758 nucleotides. The record is from RefSeq and is a predicted model, not a curated record. Lineage: Eukaryota; Metazoa; Chordata; Aves; Suliformes; Phalacrocoracidae.
AGACGCCGGUUUAAGCCCAGUCCUAUCCCCGCCAGGCUCGGCUGCAGGGCUCCUCCCGCCUCCCUGGCAGCGCUGGGAGCCCCCAGCCCCCCCCAAACCCCGAGAGUCCGGGGAUGGAGGGGGAGUUCCCUCUGCUCUAACCCUCUUCCGCCCCGCUCUUCCUCCCCGCUCAGGUCGGUGACUAGAAGCUACUACCGGGGCGCUGCCGGCGCGCUCCUCGUGUACGACAUCACCAGCCGGGAGACCUACAACGCUCUGACCAACUGGCUGACGGACGCCCGCACCCUCGCCAGCCCCAACAUCGUCAUCAUCCUCUGCGGGAACAAGAAAGACUUAGACGCCGACCGGGAGGUGACGUUCCUGGAGGCUUCGCGCUUCGCCCAAGAGAACGAGCUCAUGUUCCUGGAGACCAGCGCCCUGACGGGGGAGAACGUGGAGGAAGCCUUCUUGAAAUGCGCGAGGACCAUACUGAACAAAAUCGAGUCGGGCGAACUUGACCCGGAGAGGAUGGGCUCAGGGAUCCAGUACGGCGACGCCUCGCUCCGCCAGCUGCGGCAGCCCCGGGGGGCCCAGGCGCAGAGCCGCCAGCAGUGCAGUUGCUGAGUUCCUGCGCCCAAGGACCACGUGCCUCGCUCGCCAAGCCCCCCCCCCCGCCACCCCUUCCCCUCUUCCCCAGGAGCUCCCCCCCACCCCUUCAUCCGCCCCCUCCCCAUCCGAGAAGCCCCGGGGGACUCUCAAGUUUACCUCUGUGGCAAACGCCUUGUUUUGAUUGUAUUUGACCGAGGUGGCUUCUGUCAAACACUCCUCGCCCGCUGCUCGUGUCCUCCCCCACCCCCCCGACGGCCGCCGUGGCUUCUUGUGUGUCUCCCCCCUCCCCACCCCGCGCAGGUUGGGUUUCUUUCAAAGAAAAAAAAACAAAAACCAAGAAAUAACCCCAAAAACCCUCCUCUGAGAUGCUACUGGCAGCAUUUCAGGGGUGGGGGGGUUGGGGGUGCCUGAAUGAAGGGGGGAGGGGGGGUCCUUGCCUCGCCCUGGGGGAGGGGAUGGUCCCCCCGCAGCGUGGCAUGAGAAGUGGGGGGCCCUCGUCCCCAAGCGCUGCGGGGCUGGGGAGAUUUUGGGGGGGGGGGGUGUCCCAGCCCAGCCCCCCCUGGGUUUUGCCUUUAUUUUUUUCCAUGUGUGGUCUCCGUUUUGCAUUUCUGACCCCCACCCCUUGAGAGAAAAGGUGGGGGUUUUUAGGGUGGGGGUGGGGAAAUGAUGUCAUCAGACCCUCCGCCGUCAUAUGGGGGGGGGGGGUCUUCACUUGCCUGUGCUGGGAGCUGCUUGCCUGUCCCUAACCCCCCCCCCCCCGCCUCCCAGCGAGGAGAAACCCAUGGAGGGGGGGGGGUUGACUGAUUCAGGGGAGGGUCCCCAGGCCCCUACAGGGGCUCUGACCCCCCCUUCCCCCCCCCUCCCCACCCCCCCACUUUGGGGACAGCGUCUCCCUUCAGCUCCGUCCGCCCCCAGCCCACUCCCCGCCCCCCACCCCAGGCUCCGGGGCGGGGGGGGGCGUGUUUCUUUCUGCUUUCUUCGUGUUAUUUAUUGCACUUGCCAGGGUUGGGGGGCCUGGGGGGGGCGGGGGGGGCCGGGGCUGCGUCCCUGGUGGGUUUGGUUUUUUUUCUCUGGAAAAGAUAAAAAAAAAAAAACACAAAAAAGCAAGUUUCCGUCUUCUCCAGGCUGUGAAAAUGUGAUUCUCGUACAUAAAGUAUUAAUGUUUUCCAG